AUGCCUCAUCCCCGCCGCCGGAGCCUGGAAAGCUUCAGGAGGCGGAGGCGCGAGAAGCGACAAUCGCGCGAGGAUCCCGCCGCCAGCAUGUACUCCCCUACGAACAUCACGGCCCAGCAGAUGCCGGGCACCUACAGCGCCGACAGCCCACAGCAACAGCAGCAGCCAUAUCAACCACCACCGCAACAACAGCAACAACCACCAUAUCAGCCGUUGCCACCGUCGCAGCAACAGUCAUAUUCGCCGCAGCAAUAUCCGCCGCAGCAGUUCCCGUCGCAGCCAUACCCGCAGCAAUACGAGCAGCACCAGCAAUAUCAGCAGAAAUACCAGGAGUCGUUUCCGCACCCGACGUCGCUGCCAAUGCCGCAGCAGGCAAUGGCGCACGAUGCUCUCCAGCCCCGAUCCAGAGCCUCGUCCGGCUCUUUAUCGUCGUCCAACUCUUCCUCAUCUUCAUACCUGGAUAUCUCGCGACAGUAUCCUACCGGUCGGUAUGGAGGCUUCUUCAGCGCUUUUAUGAAGGCGCCGUCAGAGCGUCGGCGUCGGCGGCGCAGAGGAAGUGGCACUAAAAAGCGCCGUGGCGUUUUCUUUGGUGGCGGAAACAACUCGUCUCACUCGUCCAUUAACUCGGAUUUGGCCUACGGAACGGGCUUUGUGAAAAAGGAUAAGGAUAAGUCUACGCGCUACAGCAGCUCCGUUGCUGGCUCUGCUGUAUCCGGCGCGCAGCAGCAGCACUACCAAGGCGCAGUCCCCAGCAGGCGUUCCCCUAAGCACCUCAAUGAGAAGAAGCGUGAUAAGACGGAUGAGGAGAUUCUCGCCAUUGGUCGUCAACUCUCAGAUCUGGCACGGCAGUCCAAUGAGGAGGACUUGCGCGCUGCUGGCAAGAGUCGACCUUCUGGACUAGCAUCUGCUGCCGCUGCCAUCAGUGCAUUACGAAAGAGCAGAAGGGAGGGUAAAAAGCGAGGACUUUCUAACUCUAAGAAGAAGCAUCGUGACUCUUCUUCUGAUGAAUCAGACUGGGAGUCAGCAUCCGACGACGACGACGGCGAUUCCUCCGAGAGCUCGUCUAGUGAUGAGAGCGCUUUGCAUCUGGCCUAUGGCGGUAACGAGUCUUCGCGCUCCAACGUUGCCUUAGCUGGAGCCGCGGCCGCGGUUGCUGGGGCGGUUGCUGCUUCUGCCGCCGAGUCAUACCCGACAACUCACCGCAGGAAGAGCUCCGUUGUGGACCCCAGGCUCUUUGGACCGGUCAACUCAUUACGUGGAUUAGUGCACACCCCCUGCGGGUUUGGAGAUGAACAGCAGCCAGCACCCUCCUCUACUGGCUCAGGGCGACAUGGCCUCAAUCGCGAUGAUAAUGACAGACCAGCUACCGGUGAAUCGCAGGCCGAUUCCGCUCAUCGCCCGGGUUCUAUCCCCCUCGAGCAGCCGAUUCCCAUGGUGCCCAUCUCAAACAAGGUCUUUGAAGCCGGCAGACGAGAUUCUCGAAACAGCUACCGCCGCCAGCGAUCUAAUGAGGAGAGCCUUGAUCCUACACUCAGCGGCGGCGUUGCAGCAGCCGCCGCCGCCGCCGCAGCUCGCAUGGCAGAUCGAAGGGGUCCCUGGACAGAAGACCGCAUUUAUCGGGAUGAUGUGAAGCGUACUCGCCCAGACCCUGAUGAAGAAUAUUUCCAGCGAGACCAGGCUCCCUUUGAAGAGCUGGAGCGCCGGAGAGCGAACCCAGAGGUGUAUUACAACCGUCAAAACGAUGAUGUAGAUUCUCCUCGAUCAGAGGCUACUCGCCAAAUGCCUGAUUACUUUAACAAAGAUUCGUCUGGCGUGGCUAGGGAAAGUAGAUCCUGGAUGGAGCUCCAUCCGCAAGAGCGUAAGGAGACUCUUAGGUAUCAAACGACACACGACGUUCAUUUGGAAAGACGUGAAGCGGAACUACGAGAAGUACAGAGGCAACAGGAGCGAGAUCAGCAGCAGCAGACCACUCGUACGACAAAGGCAGGUGAUGGAAAUGUUGAGAGGCCAACCCAGCCCGCUUCAAACACCGAUAUUGACCCUUUCAAAUACCAGGUUGCCGAUGAUGCUUUUAAUACCCCCCAGUUCAACACUCCCCGCCGGCCUCUAACACCUCAGGUUGUGACUGUUGAGCGUGUGCCCAAUUUCGCCGAAUCUUCUCAGCCUCCGUCCUCAGGGCGACAGCAAACGCAUUCGGAUGUCAGACUUAGCCGAAAAGAUACGUAUGAUAUCCAAAUGGCAGAAGAGGAGAGACGGAGAGGAAACGACUCGGGAUCUCGGCGUAGAGACCCUCGCGAUGGGUACGAAUACGAAGAAGAGGAAAGAGAAGCUCGAUCCAUCCUAGACGAAGCCAAACGUUCGACGAUUCCAGUCGCUGCCGUCGCAGUUGCAUCCGCUAUUGCUGUUGAAGAAGAGCGCUCGCGAGAGCGCAGACGCCGCGACUACUCUGACGAUGGCUCUCGUGACCGAAGCCGACCCUAUAAGGACGUUGUCCAGGAGGAAGCCGACAAAUACUACCGCGAAUCCGUAAUUGCUAGAAAGAUUGCUUCUGACGAGAUCCGGUCUCAAAGCAAGUCCCCAGAUGGGUCCGUGGUAGACAAAUGGGAUACACCGCCCGUGGAAGAGCAGAUCACCAUCGUCACACCUCCCAAUAUGGAAGGCAAAGAAUAUGAGGAUGACGAGAACCCUUACGGCGCCCCUAAUGCCGAUGUCAAAGUCGACAACGAGAUCUUUCCUCAUGAAACCGAUAAAUUCAGGGCUACCAGGGGAGUCGAUGCUCCGAGAUUUAUGUCCAAGGAUCCCUCCUGCGAGCGUGAACGCCCUCUAUUGAACAUUGUUCGUCCUACUCCGGUUCCUAGUCCCGAUUCUACGGCGGCGUCCCAUCGAGAACCAGAGCGGCCGAUGGAGGUUCCUGCACCUCGAGAAUUACACGAAGAGGAAUCUCUAGCCGACUCGUCUGAGGAGGAGGCCGAGCCAAAGGGCGAGGCUACUCAAUCGUCACCGAGCGGCAAGUCUGUCUCUUGGGGCAAAAACGAAAUAAAUCGCUUCGUGGUCGAAUCUCCCGAGGCUCGCAGCCGUGCCGAAUCCCCAAACGAGCUGGCUGAGGCGGAGGAAAAACCCAGGCCCCGUCUCAGCAAGUCCAGCAGAUGGGGUAAGAUCGCUGCAGUGAUAGCCGCUGGCACCGCCGAACCGAUCUCCGAGCUUGAUCGAAACACUGAGUCAGGCAGUCGCGAUCUUCCUGCCGACGUCGAUGCAGCGCCUGCUCCGGCCUUUAAGCCGGCUGGCCCUGAGCCAGAGCAGAUGCCUGGGAGUUUCGAUGACGAAGAGUUUGCUGCUACCGUAGCGGCUGGCCUGGAGAAGACCGGGUUCAAUCCUAAUAUCGUAAUUGACGACCCGGCUUUUCGCCGCCGAAAUUCUCGUCCUGAAGCAAAUGAGACCCCCGUGCCUGCAAGUGAUACCCAAAGAGAUGAGCAGAGGCCAAGAGAGGAGAUAGAGGUCGAGGGCGAUCUCUCGUUGACUGAUACGGAAGACGAGCAAGAUGAAAAGACUCAGAAGCAAAAGAAGCUGAAUGCGCUAGAAAAAUAUCUUCAAAAGAGGCAGUCUGGAGAAAUCAAGCCGCCUUCUCAGCUAGAAGAAUCGGCUCAGCCACCAGCUGUGGAAGACCGACCAGUCACUCCUCCUCAAAAGAGUAACAGUGAGCAGCGAAAGGUUCUUGAGGCAUUCCUCCAAAAGAGACAAUCGGGCGAGAUCAAGCCACCACGAGAAGUCCUAGAAGCUAGAGAGUCGUACGACCUGGAGCAAGCCCCAGAGACAACAAAGACGGCACCAGUGCACGAAUCCGACACCGAGCGGCCUCCGAUCAGGAAACUUGAACCAGAGGCUUUACGCGAACUGGAAGAGAACGCCUCUGACUUUGAACCCCCCAUUAAGUCAAAGAAGAAAAAGAAGAAGAAGCGACGAGACCGCCACGAUGAGCUGUCGACAGUCUCCUCUCGCUUUGAUGACGAAAACUCUAGGCUGUCCAUUCCUGGAGACGAGGCAACAGAGCUCUCAAGGAUUUCGGUACCCGGUGACGAAGCUACCGUCUUUAGUGUCGAAGACUGGGAAGACUGGGAUAGUUCUCCUGGGGCGUCCACACGAAAGUCGAUGAUAGCUGGAUCAGAGCUGUCGAUUUCUAGCAGAAGGAGCACUCGAUUAAGGCGCCCACGUAGUUCUACUUUUGACCUCCCCGAAACCAACGGCAGUGAGCAUCCAGGAGAUGAUCGUGUAGAUGACCGUGGCGUGAGUUCUGUAAUUUCAGAGCCUCACGAUGAAGAAAGGAAGCCGAGAAGCCGGGAGAGCAAAUCUUUACGACAUAAUGAUAAUAGCGAGAAACAUGUUUCUUCGCGUAAACCCCGCAAAGUCUCUGGCGGCAAGAAACCCGGCUUCUUCUCGGGCAUCUUUAACAAACCUGGGGGCAAAAACGACCGAACCGAGGUCAUUGAUGAGAAGCGAGAUUCUUUUUUUGAGCAAGCCGGCACUCUAGGCGCGGGUGUCGGCCCAGCGAGCCUUGCUGCAGCUGCAGCAACGGCCUUGACUCGCUCAAAUGCCGCCGAUGUCUCCUCGGAACCGGAGAACAUCUCGCGAGAACUCUCUGGCUCGGACCAAGAGUUUAACGACCAUUACCCUGUGAUUGCUCCCCGGGCAAUCGCAAUUGACCCCCAGUACAGAGAUUUGCUUCCUCUGCCCCCCAGCGAACCGGGAAGUCCCGUGGAGAGUGAUUUUGGCGAGCUACCCGGUCUGCCUGAUAGUCGCCCUGCAUCACCGAUAGAAGAUCGAGACCGGAGAUUCGAAAAGAUUCAUCGCCGGCAACGAAGCAACCAAGACCUAGCGGCAAGUGCCCGCAACCGAUCAUACAGCAACACCGCCGUGCCUCUCGCAGCACUCCUCAGAGGUAUCGGAUCUGGUCCUCCCAGCCCUGUUGCCAACAAGCCUCCCCGUACCCCUCCCCGCCCAACUUCCUGGGACAGCACCAAAGAGUUUAUGCCUCUGAUGCUUCUUGAGCAUUCUCGACGAGGAUCCCUUGAUAGAAGCGUGAAAAGCGAGGAGCUGCCGCCUCUGCCCCCUAGCGAAGUGACAAGCGAAGCCGAGGGUGGGGAUAUCGAAGACUUUCGAAGCCCAAUGCCAUACCCGGACGACGAAUUCCGGCUUCGGCUCCAGACUGAAGGUCUUCCAGUCGAGAGAGCUGUAGCAUCUGGAGAAUCCGAAGGCUCUACGCCAAAGGCCGAUCUGACGUAUGAGCUACCCGCUCGACCUACUGACAACAAUAGGCCAUUCACCAGCGACUACGAAAAUGCUCCCUUUAAGUCGACGCCUUCGUCAGGCCAAUCGGCUAGAACAGUGGACGCCCAGGCCAUACCGAGCCCUACAACUCCUACACGUCGACGUUCACCACCAAAGGAUGUUCACCUACGCCCCGACGAAUUGACGUCAGCAGACGCUUCCGAUGACUUCGAAACCGCACGCACCUCUCCUGCUGAUAUGCACGACGAGGAUCUAUAUGAACCAGAGCUGCCACCUAUUGAGCCAUCGAUGCUCGGCGCUAUCCCGGAAUUUUCAAGACCCGCAAAAUUUUUUGAGGACAAGGUACCGGAACAUUCAGCACUGGCAACUAUGGAUAAGGUGAUUGAGACUUUGCCUAGCAUUGAGAGAGUCCCAGAGGACCAGGCCCGCCAGGGGAGCCCCAGCUAUUCAGACCCGCUAUCAGGAACUGCCGAGGAGUCGCCAGACAAGGGUAAGAAGUACAAGUCCAUUUCAUCGGAAGCAGAGCUCGACCACAGCCUACUUUUGCAGCCUACAGCUGAUGAAACGGCGGCUACAUUCGUCGAAGUUCCAGAACUAGCCUUCAAAAAGGGCUUUGCUCCAGAUGUCGAAUAUACCCCGUCAACCGAGUCCCUUUCUAAAGAUUUCACUGAAGAGAAGGCACUGGCACCAGAGAUUAUUCCCAAGCCCGUGACAGUUGAAGAUGAAUUGGAGCCCGAAAUUUAUGUUCCUGAGCCGGAACUCGAAGCAAAUGCUGAGGAGAUUCCUGUUUUUGAGCCGCUCGACGAGGACCUUGAAGCACCUUACACCGAAGCUGUUGAUAUGAUACCCGUGUCUGAUGAGCUCUUGUCUGAUACGAUUGCCGAAGCAACUCAACGAUCGCAGCCGGAGGAGGAAGUUGAGGAAAUCAUUGUCGGUACUAUUCCCAAGGCGGCGCUUCACUCGGUCCCUGAAGCUCCUGUGCAGGAAUAUCCUAAGAAGCCUGAUGCAUCUACGGUUAUCGAAGACUCAGAUGAAUCGGAGGAAGAGGAGGAAUCAGAAGAAGAAGAUGAUGAUUCUGAAGGUUCUGAAGACUCUGAAGAUUCUGACGAGGAGGAGGAGGACGAAGAAGAACAUGAGCGUGUGGAGAUCAUAAAACGUUUUGAUGAAGAUGGUAACGUGGUUCGUGAUAUGACAGCGUCUAUCGAGACUCUCGGGGCUGUAUCUGUGGUGUCAUCAGGCUCUAAGAAAAACAAGAAGAAGAAAAACAAGAAGAAGAAGAAGAAGAAGAGAAAGAGGAAGAAGAAGAGCAAGACGGCAGCCGCUGCAGCCGCCGCCGCCGCAGCCUUGGCAGCAGCAGAAGCCUCCACCGAGACCCCCGCUCUACCUACUACCGACUCUACUGAGCCUUCUGCCGCACCAGCCGUGGAUUCUAUCACCGAAACCGCUCCCAGUGACACUCGAAAACUCGCUACAGAUCUUGAAAGUGAGACUGAGCCUGCCAUUGAGUCUUCAAUCCAGCCUACGCCUGCUGAUGCGGUAGAAGUGACUGAAGAGGCAACUCUUGAGGUUCCUAAAGACUUUGUUGCUCCUGAGGCUCUGGAAGAGAUCUCACGGGAGGUUACGGAAGAAUCUACAAUUGAAAAGGCGCAAAAAGCCGCUGCAUCCAUUGAACCUCAAAACACCACACUGGCAGAGGCCGAGGAGCGACGGGACAUUCCAUCUGAUGCCGUCGAGAAUGCCAAUGAGGAAGUAGAUCAGCUUGUCAAGUGGGCCGCUACUGAUAGCGAGCCAAUUCCGCAUUCUGACCAUACAGGCGAAAGAGAGAGCUCUCUAGUCGAAGACAAGGCCACUGCUGUUGAAGAACUAGUUGAGACUCUUCUUCCCAUGCAAAAUGAAGCAUCAGAUCCCGCUGAUGUGGAGUCUCAGUUAACUUCUGAAGAGCUUGCCGGUGAAUCUGCUAGACAAGAGCAUCAUGAUGCUCUUGUUGAAGAUCGAGAUGCUCCGGUAGCCGAUGUAAUGCUUCCAAUCGAAGGGGAGACGCCAGUUGAACCUCCUGCUCUAGCUGAAGAGCUUGUUACCCCAGAGGCUGAAGACUCACAUGCUUCCCAUGCUGAUGAGCUAGCAUCUGUUCCACUAGACGAAUCUCCUACAGUCGACCGCGAAUGGGCUGGAGAUGAAAUCAAAGAGCAAGAUUCUGAAGAGAUUGUGGCCGAUCAAGAGCUUGAACACACAUUGUCAGUUCCGUUUCAGGAACUACCCACAAUUAUGGAAGAGCCUGGUCUCGAGGACGCAAAUGCUAUUGAGAGCGAUGACUUCGAGCAAACAGAACAAGAUACUCCGAUCUAUAGCGAUCAAUUGUCCCCUAUACUAGAGGAGACGAUGGAGGAUUUAAUGGAGGAGUCAGCUCCUGCAGAGAUAUCCGAACCAGUGAGCCUGGGAGAGGAUGUUGAGUCAAUGCCAGAACCUGCUUUGGACAAACCGAUUUAUGCGAUUGAUCAGACGGGGGAUGGACUAGACACCCAGGAUGCUGGGGAGACCAAAGAUUUGGAGCUCACUUCUGAACAGCCUGAAGCUGCAACUGCAAUAGAAGACGUCUCAGUAGAGCCAAAGAUGGACGAGAGCUCGCCGCGAUCUUUCGAUGAGGUAGCAGAGACAGUGGGUGACAAAGAUGCUGAUCGAGCUCCUCAGCUACCCUCAUUUGCCUCUGACAUUUCCGAGCCAUUAUUCACGCAAGGCGAUGCUCCUACUGAGUACCCCACACAGCAGUCUCCUACUAGCUAUGAGCCGACGCAGAUGGAUGAGAGUUUUGUAAUUCCAGAGGGGUCUGCUCGGCUGCCAACGGAUGAGCAAGCCGAAUCAGCGGAGGCUGUAGCGGAGCCCGCUGUACUUGAUGCUGUCUACGAAGUCGAAGCCGAGGCUGAGGGAAACAAGGAGCGCUCUAAUGAUGCCAUAGAUAUUAUUCCUCCUGUUGAAGAGGCUAAGGGAAUUAACGAACAAGGAUCCACGGAGACCCCGGAUCUUGGUCUUCCAGGGCCUGAUCUUAAGGAAGCUGAGUCACCCGCAGAGGAAGAGACGAACGAGGAAAAACAGGAAAUUUCUACCUCCGACCUGGGGCUAAUAGAGCAAGCCCUCGAGCCUGAGGUUACGCUGGAUGAAUCUGUGGAACCGCCAGCUCUCGAAACUGACCAUCAAACUCCGACUGACACUGUACCGGAGACAAGAGAACUCGCUUCAGCAGAUGAGAGCCGGGAAGUGGAAGAACAGCAGCCUGACACGGAAAGCAUCGUGCUUAAUGACUCGGCUCCUGAUGCGGACUCAGCUGAAGUGGCACCUGAGGAGAGCUCACAAGAUAAUGUGGCAGUGGAACAACCCUCUAGUCCUGGUUUGGAACUGGACGUAAUGCCUCAGGAAGAUAAAAACGAGCUAGGUUCGACGCUCCCCGAGGAGCAUGAAGCCAAAGAUGAAGAUUCUAUACCCUUUAAAGAAUCUGAGACCAUGUCACCUCAAGAAUUCGAUGAGAAACUGGAUCUAGAACCAAAGCUGGACCAAGAGGCCAACAAUGAUGGGUUGAAAUUGCCGGAGGAGAAUACUGACUUGGUGACUGAUGACGCUGGAGAUCAAUCAAGGGAGGCUGAUGUCGAGGCUGCUAAAUCUGAUAUUCCUUUGGAAACUGGGCCUGCCGAGGACUCUCGAUCAAUGCACGAAGGGGAGCCUAAGCCAGAGGCGGAGGACAACGACCAUGGAAAUCUUGAUGGACAGAAGGAAGAGGGGAAAGCGGACAAUUCCGAGCAAUCUGUAGAAGUUGUUGAUUCGACUAAUACGUUAGACGCCUCAGUGGAAACCAGCUUUCCACAAGAAUCUAAAAUGACAUCUGAACUGGAACAACCUACACUGGAAGCUGAAAUAGAGGCAUCACCAGCCGCGUUACCAAACGUGGACGAGAAAAUGGAACUGCAGCGCCUCACUCAAGCUGAAGAACCUGAGCACCCGGACCUCGCCCAGGAUGGUGCUAUUGCCCCUGUAAGCACUGUGCCAGAAAAUUCCAGCAAGGAGGUUGAGCGUGCUCUCAAAGCUAAGGACGCUUCUACGGAGGCCAGUGAGCUUCAGGAUGAAGAGUCUUUGGAGGCUCAAAAGGGCAAGCCACAGGUGGACAAAGAGGUGACUGACCCUACAAGUGACGGUCAGGAAAAGAGUGUGGCUGAAAACCUAAGCCAAAUCGAGACCCCGGCAGAGGCUGUCAGGGAUGACACGGUUGACACCACAUUGACAGAUUCAGAUCUUGCUGUGGAUGGCAGUUAUAUUCCACUCUUGAAUAAGGAGGAUGAACUCCCUGGCAAAAUACUUUCUCAUCCUCUAGAUAUUUUUGAAUCUGACAUUCCUGACGUUCCUAAUCCGAUCAACAUCGCUGGGUUGAUUGAAGAAAAAUCCUCGGAGGAGCGAGCUGUGACUGAGGAUGAACCCAGGUCUGAAGGCCUUCAGCCAGGAUCAACAUCUGCUGAGCUUCCGUCACUAAAAGAAGCUGAGCGAGAAUUAAGGUUGGAGGAGCCUGAGUCGGAGUCAGCACAAGUCGAAGAGCAUCAGUCUGAAUCUACACCGGAGGUUCAAUUAGAACCCACGCUAGAGGAGAGCCGGCAAGAGCGUACAUCAGAGAUUCUGGUAGAGGCUCAAUUGGAAGGCCCCUAUGCUGAGACUUCUGAUGAGAAUAAGCACGAAUCUGAGUCUAGGGAACUUCACUUGCCCACUUCAGAGGCUAUUCCCCAAGUGGAUGAGGCUACCCAGGAAAACAUCACAACAGAGGAAAUUAUCGUGGAUCUAAUUUCGCAGAAGGAUGCAGCUGAACCUGUUGCGGAGCUUGAGCAAUUGCCGUCUGCUGAAGCCAUCAGUCAGCUAACUGAAAAACAACCGUCUACAGGGCUGGUCAAUCCCCUUGAACUCGAAGUUACUUUGCCAACCGAGCCCGCAGAAGAGGUUUCCCAGGAACUCACAGAAGAAUCCAUUGACCCUCUCGACCCUGUACCCCAACGACCUUCUUCAUCAUAUAGACAUGAAGUGCCGCCUCGUAAAAGCACAUUCCUCUUGGCCCCACCUGAGCCUGAUUAUGGAGAGACAUCAGCAAGUGAGUACGGAGACAGUGAUGAUGAUGAUGAUGACGACUCCGACGACAACGAUACUUCAACUAUCAUUUCUGAUACUGCAUCACUACGAGGGGGGGUAAGACGGUCCAGAUAUCCGAGGCAUAGUGAGUCUACAUCAAGCCUUACUGGCUUCGAGGUAACAGCUGUUCCGUACGCAGAGCAACAUGCCCACCGGGCUGUUCGACCGAAAAAGAAAAAGAAGAAGAAGAAGCAGAAACACAAGCAUAAGCGUAAGAAGUCGACGGCAGGAAGUGAGCCAUCAUCCUCGCUGAACAGCUUGGGUGAGCCAAAGGGACAGGGUGAUGAUACCAACAAUCCUCCCCCACCACACCCUGAGAGAGAAGCACCUCCACCCCCUCCUCAAAGAGAAGCGCCCCCACCUCCCGUCGAGAUCAGUGUCUCAGAACCAGCCACUGCUCUACCUGAAGCCUCAGAGAAGGUAGAGUCUGAGCCUCGCGAGCUUGUGGGUUCUGAUUCAGCCGAGGGUAAGAUUCCUGAAUCAGCCAAGCCAUCAACUUCCCAGCAAGAUGAAAAUGCUGAUAAUGGCGAUGCAUCUCUGCUAAAUCUAACCCCCAUUCCUGAAGAGGUUGUGUCGGAAGAACCUGCGAAUGCCGAUUCCAAGCCAGUAAACGAGCCUGAAUCAGAAAAUCGAGAUGUACCCUCAACAGCUGACCCUGUCUCUUUAGAGGAUGAAUCGGAAAAUCCAUGGGACCUCUUUACGAAUAAAUGGGGCAAAUCUUCUAACAAGAAGCACGGAUCUGCUACGCAAUCGCAAGAAGAGCUUCCAGAAGGCCAGGUGAUUGAAGAUGCACCCCUCGUUGACGAGCCUGCAAAUAUUUCUACGCCACAGCGAAGGAACAGCCAAACAGAGCAGCAGAUAAGCCCCGGCAAUGUUCCAGACAAUGCUGCGAAUAUUGACAAUGGUGCUGAGCCUUCUCCAGAAGAGCAUGGUGAAAAGCAAGAUCAAGAUCCUUCCGUUCCUAGCCCCGGAUCAUCAAUGGAGAGGGGCAUUCGACCAAGUUCAGCAUCUAGCCAAGGGUCCAACCGGCCUUGGUUCACAGGGAUCAGCGGAAGCGUCUCUCUCAUGGCUGAACGGUUUGGUGGUGCCAAGAAGAAACCAACAAGGGACAGAGAUAAAGACCCUAUACCUCCAGACAGAGACCCCAUACCCUCAGACAAAGAAGACCCUAAAGACCAGUCUUUUUUAGGGAAUCCAGCUCCUCGGAAAAGCGGUGACGAGAGGAGCUGGCAAAUAAAUCAAGUACAAACGAUUGACGAUUUCUUGGAAAGUGGCAACGGCCCCACGACUCCUAACAAGCGUAAGAAACGUCAAUCUCAACCUAUUAGGCCUACUACACCAAAGAGAAGUGAAAGUAUUGUGGAAGUUACAAGUCCUGAGUUUGUGGUGGGGAAGAAGUUGCGCAGAAGAGAUGCAUUUAAAGGAGAGCGUGUCGGGAGUGCAGAUAUAGAGGAAGCAACAGAGCUCUUAGAGUCUCUUGGGCCCUUUGAGCUGCUUCGGCGGAGUUCCCAAGUGGGGGAUCCUAUCGGUGGGCUUCUCCGGGAGGCGAAUGCAUCGGAAAUAUCAGUGCUUCCCCCGAUGGAAUUGUCUGAGUUCUCUGACUACGAAACAUCUGACUAUAGGCUGUCGCCCCCACGAACUUUGCCUUCAGUUGAGGAGCUGCCAGAGCCGGAGGCGGAGGCGGAAGCCACAGCUUCGGAAGUUGGCUUCUACAGAGACAGUGGCUUUUCAGGAAGCCUUCCAAGCCGAUCAAGGAGACACAGCACAAGCACGAUACCCAUUGGAGAGGAUGAAGAGAAGAUGCGUGAUAGUGGAGUUGACGGAGAUUGGAUAGAGGCAGCCAUAGCAAAGCUCAAGACUCCCGAGCCUGUAAACAGGGCACCGGAUCGACCCUUGAAGAGGCGCCUACGACGGUCUACGUUGGGAGGCCAAAGACUAGGGGAAACAUCGCUACGAGAUGCGGCUCAAGACUCGGAAAGGAAGACAAUACCGGGAACAAGAGAAAGAGUGUUGACGGGAACAGGAACACGACCGGAAACUCCGACGGGGAGAUCCAGUCCUACCAGGAAAGGCUACGGAGCCAUCGCCGGAAUGGGCAUCGCACCACGACGACUUUCGACAAUAUCGCCAAUACCCUCAUUGUCGGAUCGAUCCGACACUCCUCCGAUGCUGAGACGCGCAGCGACCUCUUUCAGCAUAUCACCGGUGACGGGCCCGUCACCACCGGUGGCAGGCCCGCUGCGAAGCCUACGACGAGCAGUUAGUGCGCAGAUUGCGCCAGGACUGCAGCGCCCAGCGUCCCCAGCGCUGAGGUCGUCGAUAUCGAUCGAACAGCAGCCACGAAGCGUCUCUGACAGCCAGAUCCCGUCCGCCACACGACAGCAGCCAGACCCAGCGCGGGCUGACCCCAGCAAUGGCGGCUCAGCGCCACAGUCCCCGCCCAAUAGCGGCGCGGUGCGCCAGCGGACCCCUGAACGGCUGAAAAUCUCGCACCAGGCCGACGCCGUCAGCGGCAGCACAGUGCGAUCGUCGUCCAUCCCGACGCCGCCGCUACUGAGGCGGGCAGACAAGCGCGGCGGCGACCUGCGAUCGCUGCGCCAGCAAAACACCAGCAGCACGACCAUUGCUCCGCCGUCCGAGGCGCCGGUUGCCAACGAGGGCCGCGUGCGAGCCAAGGACAAGACCGAUGUAUUUGUGAGUGCAAACGACUCUCCUGGCGGUCUCCCACUCAGCUUCACCGCCCAACCUCGUGAUUUUUCCACCCCCCCAGCCAAGCUCCGCCCGGCCGCUGCGAAGCUCUGCAUUCCUCAGCAUCUGGGCUUUUCUCUGAUUGCCUGUCUGUCUGCGUUUGCCGAAGUGCUUGCAUGUCGAGUCGAUGGGCUGGGCGAGGGCCAAUUUGGCUCGCCACGAUCUCCAACAAGGCCACACAGCAUGCGUCGACGCCAGAGUAUGCAAGUCCUCGAGCUCGAGGCCAGGGUCGAGCAGCUCAUAGCAGAGAACCGUCUGCUCUCCGACGCCCGUCACAGCUCCGAACAGCACCUAAGCCACCGUGUUGUCACCGCUCUUUCCGACCGGGACACGCAGAUUGAGGCUCUCAAUCAGAGACUCAAGUUCCUCAAGAGCGAGGUAUCUCGCCUGACCGAGGUCAAUGAGGGCCUCACCAGCGCCAACGCCGAGUUGGCCAACAAGGACAACAGCCGCUAUGCGGAUCUACAGGUCUACGCCGACCGUGAUGGCAACGAGGCUGCCCUCAUGCAGGCUCUGCACGAGAAGGAUGCCCAGAUCGCCGACUUGACGACCAAGCUGGAUGCCGCCAAAGAGAGGAUCCGUGAAUUGCAGCGCCAGAUCCUCGAAUCCAAGGCUGCCGAUGUGCAGUUCCUCAACAUCAAAGACGAAGAUUACUUUGACCAUCGCUGCCAACAACUAUGUUCCCACGUUCAGCAAUGGGUUCUUCGCUUUUCCAAAUUCUCAGAUAUGCGAGCCUGUCGCCUGACUAACGAGAUCAACGAUGAGAAGAUCAUCGACCGGCUUGACAAUGCUGUCUUAGAUGGCUCUGACGUCGAUAGAUAUCUCAAUGACAGAGUCAGGCGGCGUGACAUCUUCAUGUCCAUGACUAUGAACAUGAUCUGGGAGUUUGUCUUUACUCGGUACCUGUUCGGAAUGGACCGAGAGCAGCGGCAGAAACUCAAAUCUCUGGAAAAGCUGCUGACCGAGGUUGGCCCACCCCAAGCUGUACGCCAAUGGCGUGCCGUUACCCUUACGUUGCUCUCCAAGCGUGACUCAUUCAAGAGGCAACGAGACCUGGACACGGAGGCUGUCGUCCAGGCUAUCUAUCAGACCCUAUGCAAGGUCCUCCCGCCGCCGUCUAACCUGGAGGGCCAGAUCCAAGCCCAACUGCGCAGGGUCAUGCACGAGGCCGUCCACCUCUCAAUUGAGAUGCGGACACAAAAGGCCGAGUACAUGAUGCUGCCGCCCCUCCAGCCUGAAUACGAUGCAGACGGCGAGCUUGUACAAACUGUCCAAUUUAAUGCGUCCAUGAUGAGUGAGCGGAGUGGAACAUUGAAGCUUACCAAUGAAGAGCUCGAGGCCCGCGGCGCCAUUGUGCGCGUUGUCCUCUUCCCUCUCGUUGUCAAGAAGGGGGAUGAUGACGGCUCCAACGAUGAGGAGAUUGUGAUCUGCCCUGCUCAGGUCUUAAUUGCUCGCAGCAAGCUCACGCGCCAACCCACGCCAUCUGACGGGGGGAGAGCUUCUACGGGCACAGGCCGCCUGAGCGGUGGCACCAACUCGCCCGAUACCAGACAGGCGAAUGCAAUCUAA
Trichoderma asperellum CBS 433.97 is the source of this 14754-nucleotide messenger RNA. The record is from RefSeq and is a predicted model, not a curated record. Lineage: Eukaryota; Fungi; Ascomycota; Sordariomycetes; Hypocreales; Hypocreaceae.